Adineta steineri is the source of this 1232-nucleotide messenger RNA. The record is from the annotation of a GenBank genome assembly. NCBI's taxonomy places the organism in Eukaryota, Metazoa, Rotifera, Eurotatoria, Adinetida, Adinetidae.
GUUUUGCCAUUGUAUCUACACCCACACUCACACCCUCAUAGAUAUAUAUUCAAUCUAAGCAGUAUCAUAGUAUUUUAUACCAAAAUAAUUGUUCUUACUUCACCGUAACCCUAUGAUCGAAAAGAAAAAAAAAGUGGUACAUAUAUGUCCCACCGCCCGUUAAAGGGUUAAGGAAUAUCUGAUUGAGUAUAUACUGAAAAUAUUUGUUUCGAUUUUUUUAAUGUUUAUACAAUUCUUAACCCUUUCACUGGCGAGUUUGGGAGGAUUCACGAAUUUCGCCUACAUGCUUAUAGGGGAAUUCGGCAGUGUCACUAUGUGAUCGCAUAUGUGUAAAAAUAGCUCCUAAUAACUAUAUUGAGGAGUUUAAACUAUGUUAUAUUUAUUUUAAAAACAUUGGGUUCAUUUUUCUAUACUAAUUUCAUGUUAUUACAAUUGGCGAGAGUUCACUGUAUUUAAGCCAAAAGUCGGAGAGACAAAAAGCUAAUUUUAGACGACUAAGUUCCUUGUGGCAAUAAGAAUUAAUGAUAACCUUCUUGAAAAUUUUCUUCAGACCAAAUGCAUAAACACCAUUACUUAACCUCGAAUAGUCGUCAAUUAAUUCCGUCAAUGUAGUGUCAUUGGCCCUAGUUUAUUAUAGUUCCACGAUCGAAAGCAAACAAAUAAUAUCUAUUUAUAACCACCGCCCAUGAAAAAGUUAAAUAUAACAUUGAGAUCAAGGUCAAUACUAGUAGAGUUAAAUGUUCAGUCUCGGUAUAUACUUAAAUAUACAUGAUAAAUUUGUUUCUAUUUUUAUAAACUAAAACAAAAGAUUUAAAAUACGUUAACUAAUUUUACUUUUUUUAAUCAUAUUCUCUCUAUUUUUGUAAUGAUUUUCUAUAAUAGGCUGGUAUUUUACGUGAACUUCUUACACAACUCACUGAAAAAUCAGCUCAUGGUCCAUUAACAUUCGAACAAAUUCAUAAGAAAAUCUUAAAAACAAGUGAUUUCGUUGCAUGGGAACAUGAAAAAUAUUCUUGGUCAAAAUUACCCGCAUUUACAUUAUCACAUUUUAAUUCAUCCAAAACAUGUUCACAUUCAUCUAUUAGUGAUAUACGUGAUGAUGUCGAUUUAACAUCAAUCGAACGUAAUUAUCAAUAUAUAAGUGAUGCAUUAAUUCGUUUAAUAUUUAAUAAAACUGAUAUAAACUUAUCAAUAAUUGAUCAAAACUUUUUAUUAUCUGAUCAACAAUCUGA